Messenger RNA from Camelus dromedarius (Arabian camel), 863 nucleotides. RefSeq names its product cyclin dependent kinase inhibitor 3 (gene CDKN3). Lineage: Eukaryota; Metazoa; Chordata; Mammalia; Artiodactyla; Camelidae. Gene Ontology annotation, biological process: protein dephosphorylation. The transcript has 8 exons. Gene Ontology annotation, molecular function: protein tyrosine phosphatase activity. Bases 77 to 712 code for a protein of 211 amino acids. The record is from RefSeq and is a predicted model, not a curated record.
GCUGCGGGGGCGGAGGCUGAGACGCCUGCUCCUCCCGAAGGAGGUGGCUGCCGGUCAGUACGUGGGGCGGACAGCGAUGAAGCCGCCUAGUUCAAUGCAAACAAGUGAGUUCGACUCAUCAGAUGAAGAGCCUGUUGAAGAUGAACAGACUCCAAUUCAAAUAUCAUGGCUACCCCUGUCACAAGUGAAUUGUUCUCAGUUUCUUGGUUUAUGUGCUCUUCCAGGUUGUAAAUUUAAAGACGUUAGAAGAAACAUCCAAAAAGAUACAGAACUAAAGAGCUAUGGUAUACAAGACAUAUUUGUUUUCUGCACCAGAGGGGAACUGUCAAAAUAUAGAGUUCCAAACCUUUUGGACCUCUACCAUAAGUACGGAAUUAUCACUCAUCAUCAUCCAAUCCCAGAUGGAGGGACUCCUGACAUAGCCGGCUGCUGUGAAAUAAUGGAGGAGCUUGAAAUCUGCCUUAAAAACAACCGAAAAACCUUAAUACACUGUUAUGGAGGACUUGGGAGAUCUUGUCUUGUAGCUGCAUGUCUCCUCCUCUACCUGUCUGACACAGUAUCACCACAGCAAGCCAUAGACAGCCUGAGAGACCUAAGAGGAUCUGGGGCCAUACAGACCAUAAAGCAAUAUAAUUAUCUUCAUGAGUUCCGGGACAAACUAGCUGCACAUCUAUCAUCAAGAGAUUCACUAUCAAGAUCUGUAUCUAGAUAAAAAUAAUUAUUUUAAAUCACAUAUAUAUAUAUGACCAUGUCUAAAAUUUGAGUUCUCUAACAUAAUCUGUAUUGAAAUGAAAUUACUAGUGUUAUCAAAUUGAAUGUAAAUGUAUGUGUGCAGAUAUUCCUAAAGCUUUUAUUGACAAAUU